UUGUCGCUCGUUCGCGAAACAACCCAACACUACUGUUUUGCAAAAUGGCACUAAAAAAGUAAAUAUUGAUUUAAAUGUAGUAAGUAGAGUUAGACAUGGAUUUCACAGAUUUUGAAGUGCGAAAGUGCCCGCCGACAGUUUUCUACAUUCCUAACUUUCUUACCUCGGACCAGGAACAGUCCAUACUAAGUCAUAUUGAACGCACGCCAAAGCCACGCUGGACGCAAUUACUAAAUCGUCGUCUGAUUAACUAUGGCGGUGUGCCUCAUCCGAACGGCAUGAUUGCCGAGGAAAUACCCGAAUGGUUGCAGAACUAUGUGGACAAGGUAAACAACUUGGGCGUCUUUGAAUCACAAAAAGCAAACCAUGUGCUUGUCAACGAGUAUCUGCCAGGACAAGGCAUACUUCCGCACACAGACGGGCCUAUGUUUUAUCCUAUUAUAUCUACGAUCUCUUGCGGUGCGCACACUGUACUGGAGCUCACCAAACGCGGCAGCAAUGGCGAAUCUACUGGCGAUGUGAUGUUUAAGCUGCUGCUGGAGCCACGCUCGCUGCUGAUACUAAAGGAAACGCUGUACAGCGAUUAUUUGCAUGCCAUUAGCGAAAUUAGUGAGGAUACGCUUUGCGAUCGCAUUUGCAAUUUUAAUCAGUGCGAGAAUACCUACAAGAUUGGAGAUCAUCUAGUGCGGCGUACGCCGCGCAUCUCACUGACCAUUCGCAAUGUGCCCAAAACAAGCAAAAUGAAACUAAAAUUUUGUUAGACUGUUAUUCAAACUUGCA
This is a messenger RNA of Drosophila busckii, 780 nucleotides long. RefSeq names its product alpha-ketoglutarate-dependent dioxygenase alkB homolog 6. The transcript has 2 exons. NCBI's taxonomy places the organism in Eukaryota, Metazoa, Arthropoda, Insecta, Diptera, Drosophilidae. The record is from RefSeq and is a predicted model, not a curated record. Bases 96 to 761 code for a protein of 221 amino acids.